AAUCAAUCUAUAGUCUUAUCUAAAUGGUGCAUAGUCGCUGAUUUCCAUCCUUUCAUAUUUAUGCAAUCGUUCAAAACAAUGGCCUAAAAAAGCCUAUAAAAAUCCAUCCAAUUUAAUCAUUUAUACAAACCAAACAAUUAAAGCUCACUCACACUAUGAGACACCUCAUCGCACCUCCGUGGCCUCUCCUUCUUCUCCUCCUCCUCUCUUCUCUCAGCUCCGGCGAGUCCUCGCUGUUCGAAGAAAAAGUCAAACUCGACACUGGCGGUCUCACUAGACAUAGUUUCCCAAAGGGGUUCGUGUUCGGAACCGCCACGUCAGCUUAUCAGGUCGAAGGCGAGACUCACCAAGACGGUCGCGGGCCAAGCAUUUGGGACGCUUUCGUCAAAAUUCCUGGAACUAUCGCCAAGAAUGCCACGGCUGAGAUAACAGUGGAUCAGUAUCACCGUUACAAGGAAGAUGUGGAUUUGAUGAAGAAUCUGAACUUCGAUGCUUAUAGAUUUUCCAUUUCAUGGUCCAGAAUAUUCCCUGAGGGAGCCGGUAAAAUCAACUGGAAAGGAGUUGCUUAUUACGACAGAUUGAUCGAUAACUUGAUCCAAAAAGGGAUUACACCGUAUGCAAAUCUGUACCACUACGAUCUUCCAUUGGCUUUGGAAAAGAAAUAUAAAGGCUUGCUUGGUAAACAAGUUGUGAAAGAUUUUGCGGAUUACGCGGACUUUUGUUUCAAGACAUUUGGAGAUAGAGUGAAGAACUGGAUGACAUUCAAUGAGCCACGUGUAGUAGCUGCUUUAGGUUAUGAUAAUGGUAUAUUUGCGCCGGGACGAUGCUCUAAAGCAUAUGGAAAUUGCACAAAAGGAAACUCUGCGACUGAGCCAUACAUUGUUACUCAUCACCUUAUCUUGGCCCACGCAUCAGCCGUCCAAAGAUACCGCAAAUAUUACCAAGAGAAACAAAAGGGAAGAAUUGGGAUUCUUCUAGAUUUCGUUUGGUACGAGCCUCUUACUAGAAGUACAGCAGAUAACUAUGCAGCUCAAAGGGCAAGAGACUUCCAUAUCGGAUGGUUUAUUCACCCAUUAGUAUAUGGAGAGUAUCCAAAGACAAUGCAGUAUACCGUGAAAGAGAGGCUACCAAAAUUCACGGAGGAAGAAGUGAAAAUGGUGAAAGGUUCCAUAGAUUUCGUGGGAAUCAACCAAUACACGACUUAUUACAUGUCAGAUACUCAUAAUUCCACCAUACCUAAGGAAUUAGGUUACCAACAAGAUUGGAACGUCACUUUUGGCUUUGCUAAGUUGGGGAAGCCAAUCGGUCCAAGAGCAUACUCGAAUUGGUUAUACGACGUGCCAUGGGGAAUGUACAAGGCCUUGAUGUACAUGAAGGAGCGUUACGGCAACCCAACUAUGAUUCUCUCCGAAAACGGCAUGGAUGAUCCGGGAAACGUUACGCUAGCUCAAGGACUACACGACACGACGAGAAUCAAGUAUUACAAAGACUACUUAACUCAACUUAAGAAGGCGGUUGAUGAUGGAGCCAAUGUGAAGGGAUAUUUCGCGUGGUCGUUGCUUGAUAAUUUCGAAUGGUUGUCCGGAUAUACUUCAAGGUUCGGGAUCGUUUAUGUUGAUUACAAAACCUUGAAGAGGUACCCCAAGAUGUCUGCUCAAUGGUUUAAGCAACUUCUGAAACGAAACAAGAAAUGAUCUUAAAUAUGUUUUCAUGGAUGCAUUUAGAUUUUAAGGUGUUGGAAUUACUAUUGACAGAAGGUCGAUUUAAUUAUAUUGUUGUCUGUACUUUUAAUAAGGGGUGGAUUGUAUACCUCGAAGAACUCUCUCUCCUUCUUUGACUUUUCAAUGGAAAUAAAAAAAGGUCAAACAUCCAUGCAAAAAACUUGGCUAUUGUAUUUCUUGUACUGUAGAUUUUACAAUAUAUGAAAAAAAUAUCCUUAAUUCGAAUG
Messenger RNA from Thlaspi arvense, 1948 nucleotides. Lineage: Eukaryota; Viridiplantae; Streptophyta; Magnoliopsida; Brassicales; Brassicaceae. The record is from the annotation of a GenBank genome assembly.